CUCCAGCCUGGGCAACAGAGGCAGACUCCAUCUAAAAAAAUAGAAGUUGGCAUCUUCAGCCAAGUAAGUCCACCUCCUGCUUCAGGGCAGGCCAAGCGUAUUCACCUCAAAACCCUGUGCUGAGCAAGUGCUCAGUAACGGAGGAAAGAAGAGAAGCAGGAAGGAAGAAAAAAGGAGAGAAUCCCACCACCACCCACCUGCGCCAGUCACAGGGCACAGUCCAGGAGCUGCCUGGAGACCCACGCUGACCUGGCUUUCCCGCAGAGCUGGGAGCGCGGGAUGAGGAGCCCAGGUCAACCUGCGCCCUUUUCUUCCUUUCUCCCUGUCCUUCGCCACUUUGUCUACUUCAGACUAGGUGUGUCUGUGGCUCUUGUCGGAGAGGGAACGAGACAUUUCACACUGACGCCUCUCCCCACUCUACUCAGAUAGCACAUUUCCACAUUGUUUGGGGGCAGAAUGGGUCCUCUGGGUGGGAAGAGGGUGUGGAGGAGCGGGUGAGGAGGAGAAAGCCCGUGUCAGAGGGCUUGGGUGGGGUGGAAGGAGAGGCUGCCUCGUCACAGAGCCCAGGGGCGCAGGCGGCCCGGGGGCUGUGCUCUCCAGGAGGGUCUGAGGAGGAGGGAGGGCAGCAGAGUGGGCCUAUGCUUGGAGACGUCACAGGGCAUCAUAAAAGGGAUGUGAUCAGGGAGCUGGCGAGAGUGAGCCCAGGAGCCCAGCUGCCCACUCUCUGAGCGUUCACCCAGCCAGGUGGUCUCGUCACCUCAGCAGCUCCGCCAAGCUUCUGCCCAGGCCAGGACUGAGGCAAGCCUCAAGGCGCUCCUGGGACCUCUUCUUCUCGCCAGGAUGAACUCACUGGUUUCUUGGCAGCUGCUGCUUUUCCUCUGUGCCAUCCACUUCGGGGAGCCAUCAGAAACGGCUCCCGUGGAGAAUCCUAGACCUGCAGGCCAGCAGCUGGGAUCCCUGGCCCUCCUGGUCCCCUGGGAGCAGAGCCUGCGCAGCGCGCAGAGGAAGCCGGCUGCAACUGCCAGGCUGAGCCGUGCGCUGUGCGCACCCUCCGAGAGUCCCCAGCAGACGGGCCCGUGCGCCCCCAGCAGCCGCCAGAUCCCCGCACCCCGGAGCGAGGUGCCGCGGGAGCUGCCGCCGCCCUACUGGAACGUCUUCAGCCUGCGCUAUGGCUAGCGGGAGGCGGCACCGGGAGCCACGGCGAAGGCGCUGGGCGGGGCUGAGGGCGCAGGUGCGGGGCAGUGAGCUUCAGACCCUACAGGAGUCAGAGCAUGCAGGGCGGGGCGGGGUGGUGGGGGGACGCCGGGCAAAGGGAGGGGGCGCUGGAGCUUCCGGGCCUAGGCAAUAAAAGAAAUGUUGCAUAAGUCA
This is a messenger RNA of Sapajus apella (tufted capuchin), 1368 nucleotides long. RefSeq names its product KiSS-1 metastasis suppressor (gene KISS1). Gene Ontology annotation, cellular component: neuron projection. Gene Ontology annotation, biological process: positive regulation of cytosolic calcium ion concentration; G protein-coupled receptor signaling pathway. NCBI's taxonomy places the organism in Eukaryota, Metazoa, Chordata, Mammalia, Primates, Cebidae. The transcript has 4 exons. Gene Ontology annotation, molecular function: kisspeptin receptor binding. The record is from RefSeq and is a predicted model, not a curated record.